AUGGCAUCCGGAGAGUCAAAAGAUGAACGCGACAAACGAGUCGACAAACUUUGGGAAACCUUGGAUACCCGAAAAGAGGGCCAUAUCGACCUGACUGAGUUAAAGAAAGGGUUAAAGAAAAUCGAUCAUCCUCUAAAAAAUGCAGACGAUAUGGUACUGAGUGUCGCCCGGGAGGUUGACACGAAUGGCGAUGGACGUAUCGACCAAGCCGAAUUCCGAGCAUUUCUCAACCACACCGAGGACGGGCUAUGGCAGAUGUUCCAGAGUAUCGAUCGAGAUCACAACGGAGAAAUCGACAAGAUGGAAUUAAAAAACGCCUUUGCGCGUUCCGGAGUCACGGUUUCGAGCGCUAAGUUGGACCGGUUUUUCGCGGAAGUCGACAAAAACAAUGACGGGGUGAUUUCUUAUGCAGAGUGGAGGGAUUUCCUUCUAUUCCUCCCUCUCCAAUCCCCGACCGACCUUCACGCAGUCCUUUCAUAUUACACGGCCACGGGCAAUCUAAACCCGGAAGGAGAUGUCAAUAUCAAUGACCUGCAGGGUUUAGGUACAGACCAUCCGUUUCUUUCAUCUUACAUUCUAGCCAUCCAACACCUUUUGUACAACAUUUUGUCCCUCCCCGCCUUGGCGUCCCUCCUUCCCUCCGCGCAUGCGCAAACCAGCCAUGUCUCAAAGUUGGCACCCGUUUUCGAGCAUGAUUUUGUCUCGCUAGACGGCGACUUGGAGUUGGAGUGGUUGGCUCUUCCCCAGACUACCGCCAUGCGGAUGUUUUUCCGAUAUUAUGGACGGAAGUUGACCGAAAAUACCCCUCAACUAGGCUACUUCCUUGCAGGUGGAAUUGCGGGUGCCAUUGGCGUCAAAUCAACGGUUCAGGCAGCUAAAGGCGGAGCCCCGUUAGCUGCGGCUGGGAACGCUUCCAGAACAUUGUUCGACGCUCUCAAGGAAUUAUGGCGGGCUGGGGGAAUACGGAGUUUGUUCGCAGGGAAUGGCUUGAACGUGGUGAAGGUCAUGCCAGAGUCUGCGAUCAAGUUUGGUGCCUACGAGUCUGCGAAACGAGCAUUUGCACGACUCGAAGGGCAUAACGACCCGAAGCGACUCCUUCCCACCUCACAAUUUAUGUCGGGUGGCUUUGGUGGAAUGGUUGCCCAAUGUUUUGUUUAUCCCCUCGAUACCCUAAAGUUUCGCAUGCAGUGUGAGACCGUCAAAGAUGGCCCGAAAGGCAAUCAACUCAUCGCAGCUACCGCAAGAAAGGUGUGGAACAAGAAUGGCUUGGUUGGCUUCUUCCGAGGGCUUCCGCUUGGCCUUGUUGGGAUGUUCCCCUACGCCGCGAUUGAUCUAUCGACAUUUGAAUACCUCAAACGGACACUUCUAGCUAAAAAGGCCCGCGACUGUGGCUGUCAUGAGGAUGAUGUACCCCUCGGCAACUUUGCGACUGGUGCGAUUGGUGCCAUGAGUGGAGGAUUCAGCGCCUCGAUUGUCUACCCCCUCAAUGUUCUCCGCACCCGACUUCAAACCCAGGGCACGAUAAUGCAUCCGCCCACAUACACAGGGAUCGGCGAGGUCCUAAGCAUCACACUCAAAACCGAGGGACCCCGUGGUCUUUACAAAGGUCUCACCCCCAACCUUCUUAAAGUGGCACCGGCUAUGUCGAUCAGCUACGUGGUCUAUGAGAACGCGAAACGCAUACUUGGCCUACGAUGA
This is a messenger RNA of Penicillium crustosum, 1698 nucleotides long. RefSeq names its product calcium-binding mitochondrial carrier protein. Gene Ontology annotation, biological process: transmembrane transport. The coding region runs from base 1 to 1698 and encodes 565 amino acids. The record is from RefSeq and is a predicted model, not a curated record. NCBI's taxonomy places the organism in Eukaryota, Fungi, Ascomycota, Eurotiomycetes, Eurotiales, Aspergillaceae. The transcript is spliced from 9 exons. Gene Ontology annotation, molecular function: calcium ion binding; ATP transmembrane transporter activity.